GAUUGCCAUGCAUAUACUUGGCAAGGAAAAUUACAGCUCUGUGUCAGAAUUUAUCCUCCUUGGCUUCUCCAGUGAGUCACAGGUCAGAGUGGCCCUGUUCAUCUUCUUCUUCCUGCUCUACCUCAUCACCCUCCUGGGAAAUGGUCUUAUCGUCACCUUGAUCUACCUCGAUUCCCGCCUCCACACACCCAUGUACUUCUUUCUAAGUGUCCUCUCUUUGGUGGACAUGAGCUAUGUCACCACCACUGUGCCCCAGAUGUUGGUUAAUAUGGUGUGUCCAAGGAGGACCAUAUCCUGGGGUGCUUGUGUAGCCCAGAUGUUCAUCUUCUUGGUCCUGGGUAUUGCUGAAUGUGUUCUCUACGCCAUCAUGGCCUAUGAUAGGUAUGUUGCCAUUUGCUUCCCUCUUCACUAUUCCCUACUCAUGAGCCGUCUUGUGUGUAUCAAGAUGAUUGCCAUCUGUUGGUCCAUUAGCAUCACUGGAGCUCUGGUCUACACUGUCUUCACCAUGCACCUGCCCUACUGUGGUCCCUAUAAGAUCAACCACUUCUUUUGUGAGGUCCCUGCUGUGCUGAAGUUGGCCUGUGCAGAUACAUCCUUCAAUGACCACUUGGACUUCAUUUUGGGCUUCAUCCUCCUUUUGGUUCCACUUUCCCUCAUCCUGGCCUCCUAUAUCCGCAUCUUUGUCUCCAUCUUAAGAAUCCGCUCAUCUCAGGGAAGGCUCAAGUCCUUCUCCACUUGUGCUUCCCACAUUACUGUUGUCAUUAUGUUCUAUGGGCCAGCCAUGAUCAUGUACAUGAGGCCUGGCUCCUGGUAUAACCCAGAGCGGGACAAGAAGCUGGCUUUGUUCUACAAUGUUGUCUCUGCCUUCCUCAACCCCAUCAUCUACAGCCUCAGAAACAAGGAUGUAAAGGGAGCCUUUCUGAAAGUACUUGGAGAUAGAGCAACAGCUCAAUAACC
Messenger RNA from Perognathus longimembris pacificus (Pacific pocket mouse), 957 nucleotides. RefSeq names its product olfactory receptor 2A12-like. Bases 8 to 955 code for a protein of 315 amino acids. Gene Ontology annotation, cellular component: membrane. The record is from RefSeq and is a predicted model, not a curated record. The transcript has a single exon. Gene Ontology annotation, biological process: G protein-coupled receptor signaling pathway. Gene Ontology annotation, molecular function: G protein-coupled receptor activity; olfactory receptor activity. NCBI's taxonomy places the organism in Eukaryota, Metazoa, Chordata, Mammalia, Rodentia, Heteromyidae.